Scatophagus argus is the source of this 841-nucleotide messenger RNA. It is a transcript of the gene cnep1r1, whose product is annotated as CTD nuclear envelope phosphatase 1 regulatory subunit 1. The coding region runs from base 128 to 505 and encodes 125 amino acids. The record is from RefSeq and is a predicted model, not a curated record. The transcript has 6 exons. Lineage: Eukaryota; Metazoa; Chordata; Actinopteri; Scatophagidae. Gene Ontology annotation, cellular component: Nem1-Spo7 phosphatase complex; cytoplasm.
UUGUCUUACGCCCAAUCGCGUUAGGGCUAAGCACACAGCCGAUGCGGAUUGGGUUGCACACCCCGUCCCUCAGCUGAGCGGAAGCAGCAGCAGCACUGUUAACAGAAGGCUGCUGGGAAUAGCAGACAUGAAUUCCCUGGAACAGGCCGAAGACCUGAAGGCUUUUGAGAGAAGAUUGACAGAAUAUGUCUCCUGUUUGCAACCCGCAACAGGCAGGUGGAGAAUGAUUCUGAUAGUGGUGUCUGUAUGUACGGCUACCGGAGCUUGGAACUGGUUAAUAGACCCCGAUACACAGAAGGUCUCUUUCUUUUCAUCACUGUGGAACCAUCCCUUCUUCACCAUCAGCUGCAUCACUCUUAUAGCUCUCUUCUUUGCUGGGAUACACAAGCGAGUUGUGGCACCAUCAAUUAUUGCAGCCCGCUGCCGCACAGUUUUAGCAGAAUACAACAUGUCCUGUGAUGACACGGGGAAACUUAUUCUCAAGCCACGACCAAACAUCCAAUAAUCACAAACUUCUGUGGGUAUGUCGGACAGUGUACUGGAUCUUUGCAGAUAGUGACUAGCCACUCAGUGUAUUGGAUCCUUUGGGUGGUCUGGCCAGCACAGAAGCACAUCUUGUCAUCAUGACGAGAAGAGAGAAGAAAUGAACUGAUCAGUCCUUUUAACAGUGUUGCUGUGCUGAUGUCACUAUUGAUGCUGCUGAUCUGCUCUCACAGUGUGAUUUAUUUUACUCAUUCAGUGUGAGUUCAGAUGUGUUUAUUUCUGUUUCUAAUGUUGAGCAUGUAUUUUAUCAAAAUGUUUCUAUUUUUAAUGUUAUUUACCUAAUAAAUACUUGAACAUA